This is a messenger RNA of Mesorhabditis belari, 438 nucleotides long. The record is from the annotation of a GenBank genome assembly. Lineage: Eukaryota; Metazoa; Nematoda; Chromadorea; Rhabditida; Rhabditidae.
AUGUCCACCAACCGACCACCAACUGUAAGUGAAAUUGUUGGGGCAAUAGACGUACCGAUUCGCGUGCAUGCCGCCACCCACCACAAUAUCGACGUUCUUUGGAAACCUACGCUUGGCGGGGCCGAAAAAUUUCUCGCACCACUUCCACAGACAGCAACGAUGAAGAGUUGCGACGUGUAUCGAUCACCGAAUUGGGUCCUUCAAGCCCUACUACCACAACCCCCCACGAUGAUCCCAGAUUAUAGCGAUUUCGCUACCGACAAGGGAAUGUCUAUUGGCUAUGCUGAGGGGCCACGUGUGAGAAGGAUGUCACUGAGUGAGAUGAUUUUUCGGAUCUCCGGGAAAUCGACGCUUCACUACUGGAGCGAGAAGACGAUGACCGAAGAAAAUGUGGCCAACAAGAAGUCUUCGGUUACUGAAGUGAGUAAUAAAGGAGUC